Jaculus jaculus (lesser Egyptian jerboa) is the source of this 4161-nucleotide messenger RNA. RefSeq names its product mitogen-activated protein kinase kinase kinase kinase 3 (gene Map4k3). NCBI's taxonomy places the organism in Eukaryota, Metazoa, Chordata, Mammalia, Rodentia, Dipodidae. Gene Ontology annotation, molecular function: MAP kinase kinase kinase kinase activity; ATP binding. The record is from RefSeq and is a predicted model, not a curated record. The transcript has 34 exons. The coding region runs from base 99 to 2783 and encodes 894 amino acids. Gene Ontology annotation, biological process: protein phosphorylation.
GGCGCCGGCCGCGGCGUCCGCUCUCCGUGUGCCCCCUCCCCCUCCCCCGCCGACUCUCCCCGACCCGGGAGGGAGGCGGGGGGCAUCCGGGGCCCGCCAUGAACCCCGGCUUCGACCUGUCCCGCCGCAACCCGCAGGAGGACUUCGAGCUGAUUCAGCGCAUCGGCAGCGGCACCUACGGCGACGUCUACAAGGCACGGAAUGUUAACACUGGUGAAUUAGCAGCAAUUAAAGUAAUAAAACUGGAACCAGGAGAAGACUUUGCAGUUGUGCAGCAAGAAAUUAUUAUGAUGAAAGACUGUAAACACCCAAAUAUUGUUGCUUAUUUUGGAAGCUAUCUCAGGAGAGAUAAACUUUGGAUCUGCAUGGAGUUCUGUGGAGGAGGUUCUUUACAGGAUAUAUAUCAUGUGACUGGGCCUCUCUCAGAACUGCAGAUUGCAUAUGUUAGCAGAGAAACACUACAGGGAUUGUAUUAUCUUCACAGCAAAGGGAAAAUGCACAGAGAUAUAAAGGGAGCUAACAUUCUAUUAACGGAUAAUGGUCAUGUGAAAUUGGCUGAUUUUGGAGUAUCUGCCCAGAUAACAGCUACAAUUGCCAAACGGAAGUCUUUCAUUGGUACACCAUAUUGGAUGGCUCCUGAGGUUGCAGCUGUUGAGAGGAAAGGCGGGUACAACCAGCUGUGUGACCUCUGGGCAGUGGGGAUCACAGCCAUUGAACUUGCUGAGCUGCAGCCUCCGAUGUUUGACUUGCACCCGAUGAGAGCAUUAUUUCUAAUGACAAAGAGCAACUUUCAGCCUCCUAAACUAAAAGAUAAAAUGAAGUGGUCAAAUAGUUUCCAUCAUUUUGUGAAAAUGGCACUUACCAAAAACCCCAAAAAGAGGCCUACUGCUGAAAAAUUAUUGCAGCACCCUUUUGUCACACAGCCUCUGACAAGGUCCUUGGCAAUAGAAUUGCUGGAUAAAGCGAACAACCCAGACCAUUCCACUUUCCAUGAUUUUGAUGACGACGACCCUGAGCCCCUUGUUGCUGUACCACAUAGAAUUCAUUCAACAAGUAGAAAUGUGAGAGAAGAGAAAACACGUUCAGAGAUAAACUUUGGCCAAGUGAAAUUUGAUCCACCUUUAAGGAAAGAGACUGAACCUCAUCACGAACUUCCCGACAGUGAUGGUUUUUUCGACAGUUCAGAAGAAAUAUACUACACUGCAAGAUCUAAUCUGGAUCUACAAGUAGAAUAUGGACAAGGACACCAAAGUAGUUAUUUUUUAGGUGGAAACAAGAGUCUUCUGAAGUCUGUUGAAGAAGAAUUACAUCAGCGAGGACAUGUGGCACACUUGGAAGAUGAUGAAGGGGAUGAAGAUGAGUCUAAACAUUCAACCAUGAAAGCAAAAAUCCCGCCACCUUUGCCACCAAAGCCGAAGUCCAUCUUCAUACCACAAGAAACGCAUGCUGCUGAGGAUGGUAACCAAGGAACGAUCAAGAGAUGUCCCUCGUCAGGGAGCCCAGCGAAACCAUCCCAUGUUCCACCUAGACCACCACCCCCCCGGUUACCCCCGCCAAAGCCUGUUGCUUUAGGAAAUGGAGUGGGCUCCUUCCAGCUAAAUGGCGAACGAGACGGAUCACUGUGUCAGCAGCAGAAUGAGCGGAGAGGCACAGACCUUUCGAGGAAGGAGAAGAAGGAAGUACCAAAGCCUAUCAGUAAUGGUCUUCCCCCAACACCUAAAGUGCAUAUGGGUGCAUGUUUUUCAAAGGUUUUCAAUGGGUGCCCUUUGAAAAUUCAUUGUGCAACAUCAUGGAUAAACCCAGACACAAGAGAUCAAUACUUGAUAUUUGGUGCUGAAGAAGGGAUUUAUACCCUUAAUCUCAAUGAGCUUCAUGAAACAUCAAUGGAACAGCUGUUCCCUCGAAGGUGUACCUGGCUAUAUGUAAUGAACAAUUGCUUGCUGUCAAUAUCCGGCAAAGCGUCUCAGCUGUAUUCCCAUAAUUUACCAGGGCUUUUCGAUUAUGCAAGACAGAUGCAAAAGUUACCUGUGGCCAUUCCAGCACACAAACUCCCUGACAGGAUAUUGCCAAGGAAAUUUGCUGUAUCAGCAAAAAUCCCUGAAACCAAAUGGUGUCAGAAGUGCUGUGUUGUGAGAAAUCCUUACACGGGCCAUAAAUACCUGUGUGGGGCACUUCAGACUAGCAUUGUCCUACUAGAAUGGGUUGAACCGAUGCAGAAAUUCAUGUUAAUUAAGCACAUAGACUUCCCAAUACCGUGUCCACUCAGGAUGUUCGAGAUGCUGGUCGUUCCCGAGCAGGAGUACCCUUUAGUCUGUGUUGGGGUCAGCAGAGGACGGGACUUCAACCAGGUGGUUCGGUUUGAGACUGUCAAUCCAAAUUCUACCUCGUCUUGGUUUACAGAAUCAGAUACCCCACAGACAAAUGUCACUCAUGUCACCCAGUUGGAGAGAGAUACCAUCCUUGUGUGCUUGGACUGUUGUAUAAAAAUAGUAAAUCUCCAAGGAAGAUUAAAAUCUAGCAGAAAAUUAUCAUCAGAGCUCACCUUUGAUUUCCAGAUUGAAUCAAUAGUUUGCCUACAAGACAGUGUGCUAGCUUUCUGGAAGCACGGAAUGCAGGGUAGAAGUUUCAGAUCGAAUGAGGUAACACAAGAGAUCUCAGACAGCACCAGAAUCUUCAGGCUCCUUGGAUCUGACAGAGUCGUGGUUUUGGAAAGUAGGCCAACCGAUAACCCCACAGCAAACAGCAAUUUGUAUAUCCUGGCGGGGCACGAAAACAGUUACUGAGGCUUGGUGUGCCUGACAGGUGAGUGUCGUGAGAACUGGGUCUGCCACUGCGACGUCCUUGGGUGCCCAAAGCCCAGGAAGCUGCGCUCACCUGCCUCAGUUCCUUGGGCUUGACGGUGGCGUGGGGCAAGCCGAGCCGGGAGAAGGCUGUUCUAGGCGGAAUGGAUCUGCGUGGCCGGGAGAAGGCUGUUUUAAGUGGUGUGAAUAUGUUUAGCAUAUUUGAACCACACAAGUGCUUAAUUCAUUGGUAUGUAAACUUUGUACAUAUAAGCAGUAUUUUUCUGUGAAACUUCUUAUUGCUGAGAACACACACUAAGAAUUUAUUAUGUAGAUACUGUACUUUUAUGAGGUGUAAAAGUGUCUUAUCUGUACAGAUGUAAAUGUUGAUGAAAAUGCAGUUAAGGUUAAUAUUUUAAGAAUUCUUCAGUAGGUUCUCGGGUGUGGUUAUAUUACAAAAAUGGGAUGCUGACAAUGAGACAGUACAUUUAACACUAUUGUAUUUUUAUUACAUGUAAUUUAGUAAUAUGAAUAUGAAUCUUGUAACUUUUAAAAUUGUAAUGGAAGCUGUAAUCAUUUUAUAAUCUUGUUUUUAAUUUUAAUUGCAAGUACACUGGUGUUUAUAUUCGCACAGAGUAUUGACAUGUGAUGUAUUAAGUCACAAAAGUAAGCUGUGACAUUGUGAAUAUGCACUUGGUUCCACAACAUCUUUUUUUUUUUUUAAAUGAAUUUGGAUUGUUUUCUGUGUGAAACAAACCAGUUAACCACCUGUUGUAGUAACUGGUCUUUUAUAUUUAAGUGGAAUCCUGUGUGAUUGCUUGUAUGUGCUGAAAAUAUGCUUUUGAAAAAACAAAUCACAGAAUGGCGGUACCAUGAUAUAACACUGCAGAUGUUGUCUGGACUAAGGGAUGCACAAAGAAUAAAUGAGCAUUAUUAAAGAGUCCACCCCAGACAUUUCAUAGAAUCACAGAGCUAGAACAUUCCAGAGUGAAGUAAUUCAAAUUUCUAAGGGAAUUUUUACUUUUGUUGGCCUUAUUUUAUGAUCACUUUCAUAUUUCUUUUAAGUUAGAGUAUUAACACAUGGCCAAAAUAAUUUAGUUACUACCUCAUACAAACAUCAUAAUGGUUAUUACACAUCAUGGGAACUUGGUUUGGGUGAGUCAUUUUGAUUUUUUUUCCAAUGGGAUAUGUAUAUACCAAGUUGUAGUGAAAUGCACACCUCUGAAUCUUUUUGGUAUAUGUUCUUUAUAUUUUAUUGUGAGUAUAUACACUAAGAACAAACUAAAUUGUGAUUUAUGGUCUUCAUUUAUUUUAAUUGAUAAUGAUUUUAAAUAUGUUCCUGCCUGUAUAUAGUGUAAAAUAAACAUAUUUUUUAACAUGC